Xyrichtys novacula (pearly razorfish) is the source of this 16375-nucleotide messenger RNA. The record is from the annotation of a GenBank genome assembly. NCBI's taxonomy places the organism in Eukaryota, Metazoa, Chordata, Actinopteri, Labriformes, Labridae.
GGUUUAGUUCCGGUUAGCCUGUUAGCCUGUUAGCUGUUACCUGUCGGCGGCAGGUGGGUGAUGUCGCGGGUCGGCAGUGAGGCGGAGCUGCGGACUCUAAAGGAGGUAAAAACAAGUUUAUCAGAGAUUGAAAAUGAAACUUUAUUACUAAACAAACAAAAAACAAAAACAACACACUGUGACCCCGAGCUCCUAACCUGCAAGGCUGGCACGAGACACCCGGUCACAUACCUGAGGAGGUGUUAAUGUCGCGAGCUAAAGGCUAAAAGGAUAACAACAACAACAACAACAACAACAACUUAGCAAGAAUAACAACAGAAUGUCUCCUCCGUCCUUACAUCCUCCCCUGUCUCCUCCUUCCUUACACCCCCCUCUGUCUCCUGUAUCCUUACAUCCUCCUCUGUCUCCUCAACCCCCCACCCCACCCCAGUGUGGUUACAGUUUUCCCGCCCAGACUCAGUCCGAUCUUCGGACCGUUCGUUCGCUCUUCUCGGACCUUCGACUCUACGUGGAUUUUUACUGUGAGUAUCAGAAUCUCCAGAGUUUCACUGAAACAGACAAACAGGAGAGUUCAGAGGAGGAGCUCCAGUGUUCGCAGCUCAGAUCAUCAAUAAUUCUGAUGUUUGUGGUUUUUAUCGGGAUUCACGACGAUUGUUGCUGAUGUUUAUUUGAUUCUUGUUUUUCCGACAUUUCUCACUCUCGGCUGUUUUUUGUUUGCAGGUUUUCCGAACAAAGAGAAGAAGAGGCUGCUGUACCUGGCUGGGACCCUUCCUGUUCAGUAUGAAGGUGCGAUCAGUUCUCCAUCAGAUUUCAGAUCAGCUGACUCGUUUUAUAAAAACUUAAAACACGGUCAAAGUCAGGAUGAAGUUAUACGGGUGAACCGAAGAGUUAUGCUGCGUUCCAGUUGUACUCGAUAGUCGGGAUUUCCGAGCUCCGAAUUGGAAAUCCAUCUGGAACGCCCCCGUGAAGUCAGAUUUAUGACUCAGAAAAUCAGACGAUCCUCGCCAACCCCGACUUGACAACAACGUCAUUAUCCAAGAUGGCAGCGCAGUGCGUCAACAGUAAAGAGUGACAGUAAAAGCUCUCCUAAUGUUUUAUUUAUUCGCACUUCUGUUUUUAAGAACUGAAGUGGUUUAUGUUGUUCAGCCCGACGUCUAACAGUGAACACGGUGCUGUGCUGUUUGAAAAUACUGUGGUAUGUGUUUGUUUACAACUGGUAUAGCUAACAACAACUAACAACCGCUAACAACGAUCGACAACGGCUAAUGACAAUUGUAAACAAAAGCUAACAACAGGUAACUGUAGGCAUCCAUCUUGCUUUUCCGACCUGUUUACUGGAACGCCGUCAACUUGGACGUAACGUCAUUCCCAGCUCCGACAUCAGACUUCCGAGGAAACUGGAACACAGGAUAAUUAAACAGAGCAAACAAACAAGAUCAGUAACCAUGGUAACUUGGAAUAAAAGGGGUGGAUUGAUGGAACAGUCACAAGAAGGGUCAGCCACCAAAACCAGCCUGAGUGAUGAUGAUGAAGAUGAGGAAGAUGAUGAGGAUGAUGAUGAGGAUGAUGAGGAUGGUGAUGAUGAAGAUGAUGAUGAUGAUGAAGAUGAUGAUGAUGAUGAGGAUGAGGAAGAUGAGGAUGAGGAUGAUGAUGAUGAUGAUGAUGGUGAUGAUGAUGAUGAUGAUGAUGAUGAUGAUGGUGAUGAUGAUGAUGAUGAUGAUGAUGGUGAUGAUGAUGAUGAUGAGGAUGAUGAUGAGGAUGAGGAUGAUGAGGAUGAUAAUCAUGAUGAGGAUGAUGAUGAUGAUGAUGAUGAUGAGGAUGAGGAUGAUGGUGAUGAUGAGGAUGAUGAUGGUGAUGAUGAUGAUGAUGAUGAUGUUCAUCUCCAUAUCUGUAAUAAUUAAUCUGUUCUCACCUUUGCUCAUGCUUUUAUUUUGACACUCUGGUUUCCUUUGUCAAACAGGAAGUGAGUAUAACAUCCCCGUCUGUAUUUGGCUCCAUGAGUCCCACCCUGCGUCCCGCCCUCGCUGCUACGUCUGUCCCUCCGUCUCCAUGGUGAUAAAUCCCACCUGUCCUCAUGUGGACGCCUCAGGAAACAUCAGCCUGGACGCUCUGAGGAGCUGGACUCAGGUGAGCGUGUAUUAGCAAUCAGAAAAUAACUGGGCCAAUCAGUGACUGUGUUUCCACCGUUUCCCGGACAACAGGGAAAGGCAGCCCCUGAUUGGUCCAUGUGUAGAUGGUGACGUCUAACACAUGCUGCGGGACUUUUCAAAGCGCCGUUCAUUCAGAACACCGUAAAUUCUGCAGCUGACUUUGCGAAGUCGGCAGAAAUCGUUUAGAUCCGCAGAAGAAGACGUAGAAGACGUUGUUCGCUCGCACACGUUGAAAUAUUACCAAACCUUAACUUGAUGCUGGAGAGCCCAGCAGGGAACAUGGCUGCUCACUGUGAUGACGUCAGAUGUUUGGUUACAGUAGUCUGUCUAUCAAGGAAAGUAAUCCCGCCCACUUUCAGGGCUCCCAAUUGGCCGAAGUCCAGACUGUUGUGAGAACGAACGGCAAGUGAUUCACACAACUGGAUGGCCCAGCCAGGCUAGUGAACUGGCUGGACUGGAAACCAGUCUGUACUUUACCUAUCCCAGUGUGGACCAUUAGCCAGAAUAAGGUUUGGAUCAGGGGACAGCUCCAGGACCUCCUCCAGGACCUCCUCCAGGACCUCCCGCCUCUAUCAGACCUUCAUUCAGAGGUCUGAACAUCUCCACAGACACGCCCACUCUGAGGUCCAUAUAUGGGAACUCAGCAGGAAGUGGGCGGAGUCAAUAGAUAGACAGAUUCUUUAUUAAAGAACCCCUUUUGUAAAUCUGACCACAGCAGCAGACGGAUGAGGGCGUGGUCAUCCACCGCCAUGGCGGACUGAAGAGGGUCGAUGUGGACUAGGAUGUCCUCUAGACUGAGCAGAGAGGUCUCACCUGGUGAGACCGGUCCUCACGGUGUCAUCUGUUCUGGUCCUCUCAGGGCGGGUCCAACCUCUCACUGCUGGUGUCAGAGAUGAGGCAGGCAUUCCAAAAGACCACGCCCCUUUACGCUCGACAUCCUGGACCAGCCCCGCCCACUGCAGGGGCUCAAACAUCACCGUCAGCUGGAAGGUGAGAAUCAGAACACCUGAGCAGGUACCUGGUUCUGGUUCUGGUUCUGGUUCAGAGUAAGAACAUGAAAACAAUCACUGAACUUCUGUUUCUCGUCCUGCAGACAGACGCCGUCCUCCUCCUCCUCCUCCUCCUCAUUCCUCGUGUCUGGACUGACAGGUGACCUCUCAGUGAUCAUGUGACCACUGUCUGAGCAGAGCGUGUUAGCAUACAUACAGUGGUUGUCAGCGUGUUAGCAUACAUACAGUGGUAGUUAGCGUGUUAGCAUACAUACAGUGGUUGUCAGCAUGUUAGCAUUGUUGUUGUUCCUGAUUGGUUGAAGCCUCUUCCUCUGUUGCAGCCGGCCAAUCAGAGCAGAGUCGGCAGGUAAAGGUGAGGAGGUCGUACACGGAGGAGCUGCUCGGCAUCGACUUUAGCGCUCCUCCUGUUUCAGCCGACGCCCACUUCAUAAGCCCCGCCCACUCCUCAGGUGAGAUUUUUCAAAGAACCAAUGGCGUGAUAGAACAGUGUGAUUAGGCCACGCCUACAGGAAGAGUUCUGCAGGUGACUGUAGUCCUGAAUAAAGUCCUGAAUGAGGUUCUGGUUCUGAUGGUUCUUCUGGAGUUCUUGGUUUUGUUCCUGGACCAGGUCUAGCCUCUGUGGACCCCCUCAGGGGGAUGAUGGGAACUCUCACCUUGGACUCCGACAGAAACCGUGUCAGCGGCACACCUGGACGGAUGAUCCAAUCAGAGACCGCCUCACACAGAACUUCUGCAGGUCUUACUGAUCCGGUACAGGGUUCUGAACCGAAGAACUUUCAUCCAGACCAGGUCCAGGUGAGACCAGUUUGUGAGUCUCAGACACAGCUCUUUGUCCUGGUCUCAGCUGGACUCACUCUGUGCCCCCCCCCCCCCCGUAGAUGGCGUCUCGUCUCCAUGGAAACCAAAGGGCCCUGUUCCUGUCUCUGAUGACGCUGAAGGGGCGGAGCUUCAGUCCAGACGACGUCCUGGAGGCGGUUCAGCUGAACCGGGACUUCCCUUCAGCUCUAAAGUUCCUGACUCACUGCUGCCCCCUCUGUCAGGACCAGGUGUCCUUCAGCAAGGUGAGUCUGAGCCAAUCAGAGACCAGCUGAGUCUGAGCCAAUCAGAGACCAGACAGUCAUCACCUUCUUCUUCUCUGUGGACUUUUGUUGUAGACGUCACUCUGACUGUUUUUGAUUGUUCGUCUUUAUCCUCCUGCUGACUGUAAAUACUGAGUACUAUGGUAGUUCAGUCUGACUGUAAGUCGUCUGUUAUUCUGUAGUUUGGUUGUCCUGGUUUAACUGGUUUAACUGGUUUAACUGGUUUCCAGUCCGUCAUACUCUGGUAAAUUACAGCGACACUCAGAGUUCUUCGUUUAUUUACAAACAGAAAAAAAUCUUUAAUUUGAUUUUUUCUGUUUUUUAGUCCAGAACCAUCAGAACCUGUUCUGUCUCUGCGAUGACUCGUCGAUGAUCCGGCGUCGUUUGAUUCUCAUCACGGCGCCGUAAACACAGCAGACGUUCAGACGGUCAAAUAUCGUCUGAUUGAGUCCGACUGUUUUAACGUUUACUCGCCUUUCUGCGUUAAAGCUUCAGACCUCCUCUAAUGUCAGCUGACUGUCCAGCUGUGCGAUGGAAACAUGGCUGAUGGCGUGCGCUGUGUGUGGUCAUCAUCAGGCGUAGCUACAGAAUAAAAGACGAGGAGAAGGUGGAGAAUCAGGAGAUAAAAACUGUCCGGUAUGAAAACAAACGUUCUUGUCAGAAAGAAGAAGAAGAAGAAGAAGAAGGAGAAGGAGAAGAAGAAGAAGAAGAAGAAGAAGAAGGAGAAGAAGAAGAAGAAGAAGGAGAAGAAGAAGAAGAAGAAGGAGAAGAAGAAGAAGAAGAAGAAGGAGGAGAAGAAGAAGACGAAGAAGAAGAAGAAGGAGAAUAAGAAGAAGAAGAAGGAGAAGAAGAAGAAGAAGAAGAAGAAGAAGAAGGAGAAUAAGAAGAAGAAGAAGAAGAAGAAGGAGAAGGAGAAGAAGAAGAAGGAGAAGAAGAAGAAGAAGAAGAAGAAGAAGAAGAAGAAGAAGAAGAAGAAGAAGAAGAAGAAGAAGAAGAAGAAGAAGAAGAAGGAGAAGAAGACGAAGAAGAAGAAGAAGAAGAAGAAGAAGAAGACAGGCUGUCAGGAGGUCGAAUCUUUUAGCCGUCCUCUUGAACGCUCCGCUCAAACGUUUCUCCGCUCUUCGCUAUUCCACCAUCUGCCCAGGCGCUUUGCAUUGUGGGUAACAGUAGGUGAAGCAGACUGGUCUGAUUUUUUUGGUCUCCUAUUUUUGACAAACUGUAAACUUCACGUUUGUUCGCCUGCAGACUGGAAACUAAACUUAGAGGUAAAUCAGGAAGAACUGUGAGGAUAGGAGGAGGAAACGACCAAUCAAUCAUCUUCCUUAUACUUAACCCCUCCCCCCCCGUCCUCCUCUUCUUCUUCUCUGUCUGUAUUUCCUGCAGAUCGUCACCAUGACUCACUGCUCCUGCUUCCUGUGUCAGGCGUGUUUUAAGAGGUUCUUCUCGGCGGCCAUUAAAGAGAAGAGCGUCCAUCAGCUGGUUUGUCCUCAGUGUGGCCGACCUGAGGUCAAAGGUCAGGGUGGGAUGGAGGAGUCCAUGGACUACUUUAACCUUCUGGACACACAGGUGAGACCUCUUUGGACCCGGAUCAGAACAAGUCCAGACUACCAAAAUACUGUUCCUCUAUGUUCCUUUAAGCCCCGCCCCUCUAAGCCCCGCCCCCUGGCUCAUGUCUGUUUGUUUCUGCAGAUCCGUCACUUCCUGUCUCCUCAAAUCCACGAACUCUUCCAGAGAAAACUCCGAGAUCGAGCGCUGCAGGAAAUGCCGAACUUCUGCUGGUGUGCACACGUAAGGACCUCAGAUCUAGACCGGGACCUCAGGGUCUGGACCAGGACCUCAGGGUCUGGACCAGGACCACAGGGUCUGGACCAGGACCUCAGGGUCUGGACCAGGACCACAGGGUCUGGACCAGGACCUCAGGGUCUGGAUCAGGACCUCAGGGUCUGGAUCAGGACCUCAGGGUCUGGACCAGGACCUCAGGGUCUGGAUCAGGACCACAGGGUCUGGAUCAGGACUCGGGAGUCCAGAUCAGAGCAUCAGGUAUAGAUAUUUAAAAAAUAUACAUCUAACCCCAAACUAUGUGUGUGUGUGUGUCUGUGUGUGUGUGUGUGUGUGUGUCUGUGUGUCUGUGUGUCUGUGUGUCUGUGUGUCUGUGUGUGUCUCUGUGUGUGUGUGUGUGUGUGUGUGUGUGUGUGUGUGUGUGUGUGUCUGUGUGUGUGUGUGUCUGUGUGUGUGUGUGUCUGUGUGUGUGUGUGUCUGUGUGUCUGUGUGUGUGUGUGUCUGUGUGUCUGUGUGUGUGUGUGUGUGUGUGUCUGUGUGUGUGUGUGUCUGUGUGUGUGUGUGUCUGUGUGUGUGUGUGUCUGUGUGUGUGUGUGUGUGUGUCUGUGUGUGUGUGUGUGUGUGUGUGUGUGUGUGUGUGUCUGUGUGUGUGUGUGUCUGUGUGUGUGUGUGUGUGUUUCAGUGUUCCUUCGGUUUUCUCCAUGAAGCUCAGAGGUUGAGGAUGGACUGUCCGAGCUGCAAGAAGAGCACCUGCAGUCAGUGUAGAUCACCUGUAAGACACACACACACACACACACACACACACACACACACACACAGAGACACACACACACACACACAGAGACACACACACACACACACAGUCUCUAACACGUGUUAUUCUGUAUCUCUGUGUGUGUGUUUUGUGUCUCUGUGUGUGUGUGUGUAUUUUCUCUGUGUGUGUGUGUGUGUUUUGUGUGUGUCUCUAUGUGUGUGUGUGUGUGUAUUUUCUCUGUGUGUGUGUGUGUGUUUUGUGUCUCUCUGUGUGUGUUUUGUGUGUGUCUCUGUGUGUGUGUGUGUUUUGUGUCUCUGUGUGUGUGUGUGUGUGUGUGUGUGUGUGUUUUGUGUCUCUGUGUGUGUAUUUCCUCUGUGUGUGUGUGUUAUUCUGUGUCUCUGUGUGUGUCUCUGUGUGUGUAUUUUCUGUGUGUGUGUCUGUGUGUGUGUGUUUUGUCUCUGUGUGUAUUUCCUCUGUGUGUGUUUUGUGUGUGUGUGUCUCUGUGUGUAUUUCCUCUGUGUGUGUUUUGUGUGUGUGUGUCUCUGUGUGUGUGUGUGUGUGUCUCUGUGUGUGUAUUUUCUGUGUGUGUGUCUGUGUGUGUCUCUGUGUGUAUUUCCUCUGUGUGUGUGUCUGUGUGUGUCUCUGUGUGUGUAUUUCCUCUGUGUGUGUGUUUUGUGUGUGUCUCUGUGUGUGUGUCUGUGUGUGUGUAUUUUCUCUGUCUGUGUGUGUCUCUGUGUGUGUAUUUUCUCUGUGUGUGUGUGUUUUGUGUCUCUGUGUGUGUUUUGUGUGUGUGUGUGUUGCAGUGGUCUCCUCAGCACCAGGGUCGGUCCUGUCAGCAGUUCAGAUUCUUGCAGCUUCAGAACCAGCAGGACCAGAACCUCGCCCCCCCCUCUCCUGGCUACAACAGCAUCGGUACGGGGACUACCAGAACCAGAACCAGAACCAUUGGUAGAUUCAGAUCUAGAACCAGGGCUUAAACAAGGACCAGAACCAGAACCAGAGCUCGAACCCCCCCAAACUUCCUCUGAGUGUCGAAUUAUCGGAUUUCUACGACCUUUUCUGUGGGUUUGUGUUUUUUCAUCCUCUCUGUGAUUGGUCGGUUCCUCGUUAUUUUAACCAUCUAAGAGGAUCAAUAAUCUGAUCUGAGAGGCCCCGCCCAUUCUCACAGGAAACGUUUUUAAACUUUAUCGACACCAAACUAAAGUGACGAUCGUUUUUAUCUCGUUAAAUUUUCCCACGUUAGUUUAAAUUUGUUUUUAUCUUUGGAGUUAAAGUUUAAAGUUUCGACGACGUUUCGGAGAGAGACGUUAUCUCAUGAAGUUUUGGUUUCACUUUUGAACAGUCGACCUGAACAUGAAUCAGAAACAAACUCCUCCCCCUUUACUGCAGCGGCUCAAUAAUUUCAUAUUGACUCUUUACUUCCAGAUUUUAUUACAUUUACAAAUAAAAACAAAAGUGUUUUUUUUUUUUUUACGUCUCUGUCCUCGUCGCUCCUUUUCUCCGUCAAACUGUAACAAACAUCAUAAAUGAACAGAAAGCAUGAUUGACAGCUGUCUGUUAGCGAAGAUUUCUGAUCGGACAAACGUUGACGGAGUUCCUGUGGUCGCCGCCGCAGGUCAAAUAUUACCGUAAAUAUCGGUUCAGUCGUGGUCACGACUCGGGUCGUUUCGUACCUUUGCGUAUUUUUAGCGGAUUUACGGCGUUUUCCUGCGACGACAUCAGGACCAGAACUUUAGCUCAGGAGGUCCAGGUUCUGAUGAGAGUCCAGAGAUCUGAUCUGAUCAGUGUGUGUGUGUGUGUGUGUGUCCUCAGAGUGUCCUCGCUGUCUCUCCGUCUUCAGUCUGUCCAGAGGUGGAUGUCUCCACUUCACCUGUUCUCAGUGUCUCCAUCAGUUCUGUGGCGGCUGCAGUCAGACCUUCAGUCCAGGAUCUGUGAGUCCACUUCUUCAGUCCCAACAUGAUCGGACUCACCUGGACUCACCUGGACUCACCUUCUUCUGUGUCCUCAGGUCUGCAGCUUCUCAGCCGACUGUAAGACCAAAGGUCUUCACGCCCACCACCCCCGAGACUGUCUGUACCACCUGAGGGACUGGACCGUGCCCCGCCUACACCUGCUGCUCCAGGUAAGAGCUCCUGACAGACUGCCCCGCCCCCUGACAGACUGCUCCGCCCCCUGACAGACUGCCCCACCCCUCCCCCUGACAGACCGCCCCGCCUCCUGACAGACUGCCCCACCUCCUGACAGACUGCCCCGCCUCCUGACAGACCGCCCCGCCCCCUGACAGACUGCCUCGCCUCCUCACAGACCGCCCCCUGACAGACUGCCCCACCUCCUGACAGACCGCCCCACCCCUCCCCCUGACAGACCGCCCCGCCCCCUGACAGACUGCCCCGCCCACACCUGCUGACUGCAUGUUAUCUCUCAGUAUUACAGAGUCUCUCCCACAUGGUUGGAACCGGCCAAUAGCGGCUCACCUGGUGGCGGUCGGACAGGUGAGGGUUCCUCCUGCUCCUCAGGUAGACUCUGGCUCCGCCCACCUGUUUGACUGAAAGGUGGUGUAUUUGCCUCCAGGUGUGUGUUUAGUUUUGGAGGUGAGAGAUGAUGGCAGCGAGGGGGAGGAGCCAUGUGGACGCCCCGCCCCCCCAGAGUUCAGAGGUUACUGCCAGUAAGGCCGGUCUUAUCUGUUCAUCACCUUUUUACCUGUAAACCUGAUUAUGUGUUUGUUUAUGAAGGCUCCGCCCCUCUGUUCUGAUAGGUCGCACUAUAAGGAGCGUUUGGUGGAGCUCAUCAACCGUUGCCGUGGCGACCCAGCAGUCCUGUUCAGCGUGGCGGAGAUGAAGGCGGAGCUUCAGCGCUGGCUCGUUGAGGUACCGACCCGAAAACCAGACGAACCGGAGCUGGCGUACACUCAGCGCCUCCUACUGGUCAGUGACAUCACUGUUAACCCUCGGCUUCCUGUUCGGCUCCAUCCGACCGUGUUUGUCCUCAAAGUGCAGAUCGGCAUAAAGACGAUAAAUCGUUCGAACUUUUUUAAACUUUUACUGCUUCAAAUAAAUAAAUAAUCAAUAAAUAAAUCAAUCAAUAAUCAAUCAGUUGGAUGUUUCGCCGUUUUUACGCCGGUUCUUCUCGUCAGACCUGAAGUCUAUUAGAGCAGAAAAACACGCCGGCUUGACCUCCUCAUCUCGACCCCUGACCUCCAGAGAAGGAGGACGAUGUAAAUUAACACUUGGACACACAGACACACACAGACACACACACACACACACACACACACACACAUAUGUGUGUGUGUGUGUGUGUCUGUGUGUGUGGAACAGUAAACUCUCGUGAUCGAAUGACUUUAAAAAAAUGUUGGUAAAUGUUGUUUUGGCGCCGUAAACCCUGACGUCACAUUUCUGACAAACACGGCUGGACGGAGCGAAAACGAGUCGACAGAUUUUGACGAGAAAAUAAAAACUUUCAAAAUAAAGGAGCUGAGGUUUAAUAGACACAUUUAAUUUACUAGAAGGAGUUUUAAUGUGAAAGACAGGAAGUGAUGACUGUUAUAUUCUAGCCAAUCACAGCACAGGAUCCUUUCUGUCUCCUCAGACACUGACCAAUAGCGUCCCUCUCAGAAAGCAGCGGCACUCACAGCUCAAACCCAACACUGACCUUUGCCCUCUGAGCACUCCCUUAACACCAGGAGCUCCGCCCCCUUACCUGCUGCUCAGGGACUAGCUCCGCCCCUCCGUACACGUCUGCCAAUAGGAGGCGGCGUUCUGUAACUAACUCUAAAGGAGAGGGAUGAUGAGACCUGGACCACACCCCCUCAGUGACAUCACAUCAGGUGAGGCGACGGGUGUGACAUCACAGGUUGGACCAAUGGAAACUGACCAAUCUAAACUGAGCUCUUUAGUCAUGUGACUCGAUCUGUGACAGUGUUGGUUCUAAUCGGUGUCUCUGCUACCAUGGUAACGACAAAAAUAGAGCCAGCAGCCAAUCAGAGCUCAGCGCUGACGUUAGCCUAAACAAGCUAAUGAUGCUAACCAGCCAGGUGUGUACCUGUUAGCAUGUGUUAGCGUGUGUUAGCGUGUGUUAGCAUGUGUUAGCGUUGUCUUCGCAGGUGAACUGAGUUUUUUUCGCACUUUAACACUUUAAAUAAAAAUAUUUAAUAAAUCUGAAAUGUUGUUUUCAGACCUUUGUUUCCAUGACAACGCAGUGAUUUAAAGACGUAAACAUUUCUGUUCGGUUUGUAAAUAAAGUUUAAUCAUGAAAAAAAUUUUACAAACUACAAACUCAAAGUUCCCAUGAUGCACUACAGCUGGUCACUCUGUGGGGGGCGGGGCGUCGUCUCUCGGAGGACUGAAGGCGUCGAUCUCUUUAACGAUUCGUUCGGCGAUGAUUCGGUUGUUAGCGGCGACGACUCUCCUGGACAUCAGAUCCACCUCGCCACCUGAAAACAGACCGAUCAGACGUCUGAGACCGAACACGCCAAACCCCCCCCCAGGCCCUGAGUCCCUCCUAUCAUCGUCAUGGUUACCGUCCACGUCCAUCAGGACUCCUCCGGCCUCGGAGACGAUCAGUGAACCUGCAGCGACGUCCCAAACAUGGAUCCCGAUCUCAUAGUACGCCUCAACGCAACCGGACGCCACCAGACACAUGUUCACGGCCGCCGUUCCUGCUUCACGCACGCUGACGCACACACACACACACACACACACACACACACACACACAUUCAGACAAUAUUUGUUAAACUUCAAUAUUUAGUUUCAGUUUUUCUAACGUCUCUGUUCUUGUUUUUGUCGUAUUUUCAGUCGUUUUCCUGUUUUUUUUUUUUUUAUUUGAGGUCAAAGUAAAACUUCAUAUCAAUAAUAAAUAUUUUUUUAAUAAGUAUUUUAAGUUUACUCCAGGUUUUAUAAAAGUAUGAGCACUUUUAUUCAAAUAUUUUUGUCAUACACUUUUAGAGUUGUCGCAGUAUUUUGUCGCAGUAUUUUGUCGCAGUAUUUUGUCGCAGUAUUCGAAGUGUUACCCGUGUACUGGGAUGGUCAGGACGUUCUUCAGGCUCGCCAUGAUGUGGUCGACGGUUUCCGGCUCUCUGGACGAUCCGAACUCUGUGGCGAUCAUCGAUUGGCUGAUGUCUAUUAGAGAGGAGGAGUCAGUCAUGAGCUUCUUUCUGAUUGGAUGUGAGGAAGAUGACAUCAUGUAGGUAUGUACUUUGGUCACUGUAAUAAGUUAUUGAUCAGUGUUCAGAUAAUUGACCUUUCUGAUCAGAAACCUGCAGAGGCUGACCGUUACAGAACGCUCCCCUCCCCCUCCUCGCCGUGAACAUCUUAUCCUCCAGACAGCUGUAGACCACGCCGAACUCCAUCUACACAGUCCGCCUCACAAUUACACACACAUGUACGUACUUCUGUGUAUUUAUAUAGACAGAGUAAAACAAGAGUCCGAUAUACUGCAGUCUGAACGUGUCAAUAUGGAACCAAUAAGUUUUCAUUGAUCAACUCUGAACAUGAAGAGAAUAAACAGUGUUUAGUGUUAUGACUGUAUAAAGCUACAGUUUAUAUAUGAGUGUGUGUGUGUCUGUGAGUGUGUGAGUGUGAGUGUGUGUGUGUGAGUGUGUGUGUCUGUGUGUGUGAGUGUGUGUGUGUGUGUGGAGGAGACUCGCCUGUUUGUUGACAGAGAAUCCGAUAGAAACGGCGACGAAAGGAAAUCUGUGAAAAACCCGAUAAAGAUAUUCAGACCCGGUCAGAGUGAGUCCGUCAGAACGAUCAAUAAUCACACUAAUUAAACUGAAAACGAUGACAGUAAUAAUAAUUAUGUUUAAUUACAUUUAGAGACGAGUCAGAAUGUCAAAGUUAAUGUCAAUAUUUCUAUUAAUAAUCACCUUUAUUUGUGUUUGUGUGUGUUUGUGUGUGUUUUAUUGUGUAUUUGUGUGUUUUAUUGUGUGUUUUAUUGUGUGAACUGUCCCUUUAAUCGUGUUUUUUUUUCUUUUCUCGUUUAGUCGGUGAUGAUGUCAUCAGAGAAACUCACGCGUGAACGAAGUUGGUGGUCCCGUCGAUCGGGUCGAUGAUCCAGGUGGGCUCGUCAGUCAGAACACACGGCUCACCUGCAGCGACAGACUCCUCCCCUAUGAACCUGACACACACACACACACACACACACACACACACAGCUCUUUACCUGUGUGUGUGUGUGUGCGUGUGUGUGUGUUAUUCAUCAGACCCUCUUACCUGUGCGAGGGGAAUUUCUCCUUCACUGAUUGGAUGAUCAGCCUCUCCACUUUCUGGUCCGUCUGAGUUACCAGGUCAACAGACGAACUUUUCGUCAUCACCUUCCUGUCAGCCUGCAGGGCCUCCCGCACCACCUGACCACAACACACACACAACACACACACACAUGAUCAGCACUUGAACCACACAGACACACACGCACGCACAUACACACACUGACCUCUCCAGCCUUGCGUGCGGCGCUCACAGCGUGGUCCAUGGCGUUCUGCCAGAGGUCUGCCAUGUUGAAGGAUCGGCGCCGUAAAAGGUCUGGAAACAGAGAGUGAGCGAGUUUUUUUAAAUCCUUAUUUAACCUCCGAACGGAGAAAAAGUCCGAGAACAGAAUUUUUAAAAAAUCACUGUAAAGAAUAAAAAUAUCAGAGUACAGUCUAAAAAAACAUGGUGAAGAUAAAUGAUGAUAUUUUAGUAUGAAAACAUGUCAACAGAUCAAUAUUGAAGUUUUAUAAAUGAUCAUACAAAUAUCAUAGAAUAGUGUGAUACAAACGUCCUACUAUAGUAUGUAAACAUAAAACUAAAGUAUAAUAAAAACUGAGAAUGAUAAAAUGAUCAUCGAUUAAUAGAAUUAUGUGAUAGUAUAGUUUGAAAAAAAUGUCACAAUAUAGUAUGAUAAAAACUUCAUUAUAAAGUAUUAAAAAUAUAGUAUAGUAUGAUAAAAAUAUGAUAGUAUAGUAUGAUAAAAAUAUGAUAGUAUAGUAUGAUAAAAAUAUGAUAGUAUAGUAUGAUAAAAAUAUGAUAGUAUAGUAUGAUAAAGAUAUGAUAGUAUAGUAUGAUAAAAAUAUGAUAGUAUAGUAUGAUAAAGAUCAUGGUAAAGUAUGUUAAUAAAAUCCUGUUAUAGUUUUAUAAAAGGAUCUCCUGCGACCUGGACGGCACUUUAGCCUCACAACAUGAAGCUCCUGGGUUUGUGUCCCGGUUCGGUGAUUAAAAUAAAGUAUGAAAAAAAUGUUUCAGUUUAAUUUGAUUAAAAAAAAAAAAAAGUCAUAGUAUACCAUGAUAAACUUUUAUAUUUAAGUGUGAAAAAAGUGAUAAAAAUGUCAUUCUAAUAUGAAACCAUUUGAAAUUUUUGUUCAGCAAAAUAUUAUAGUAUAGAAUAUUAAACAAAUAUGAGUAUAGUAUCAUUAAAAAAUAUUCAUAUUAAACUAUAAUAAAAACUUUGAAUUUCAGUAUGACUGAUGAAAAUGUCAGUAUAUUAUGAUAGAAUUUAACAUUUCAGUAUGAAAAACAUGGAAAUACAUGUUAUAGUAUAAUAAGAAUGUAAAAGUUAAGUGUCUAAAAAAUGUUAUAGAAUAGUAUUAUAAUAAGUCGUAGUAUUAUAUAGAACAAUAUGUCAUAGUAUAGGAUGAAAAAAGUUUCACAUUAUAGGAUGGAAAUUUUCAAAAAGUAUAGUAUGAUAUAAAAGUCAUAUUAAGGUAUGAAAAAUUGAUAAAAAAGUAAAAGUAUAGUUGAUAAAAAUGUCAUGGUAUACCAUGAUAAGAAUUUCAAAUGUAAGCCUGACCAAAAUGUCAUUUUAUAGUAUGAUAAAUGUUCAAAUUAUACUUUCAUAAAAAUAUCAAAGUUAACCAUGUGAAAAAAUGUCAUAGUUUAGUAUGUAAUAGAAAAAUGUAUUGUCUUUUAAAAAUGUCACAGAAAACUAUAAAACUAUUUAAAAAUAGUCAUAGUAAAGUAAGAUAAAAAAAUAAUAAUUUUAGUAUAAAAAUAUCAAAGUAUAGUUUGACAAAAAUUUCAUUAAAUACUGAUAAAAACUUUGUUAAAUUGUUGAUUAAGGUGAAAAUGUCACAUAAAAGUAUGAUCAAAAUUUCUCAUAGUUUACUGUAAUAUAAAUAGUAAAAAAAUUUGGUAUUUCAAAAACGUCAAAGUAAAAUAUGAUAAAAUUAAAAUAGUUUAGUAUGACAGAAAAUUUCCUCGUAUACUGUGUUAAAAAUGUGAAAUUUUAGCAUGAAAUAAAUUAUAAAACAUAUCAUAGUAUAGUAUAAUAAAAAAGGUCAUUGCAUAGUAUGACAAAAAAAUCCAAUUUUAGUAUGUUAAAAAAACACUCAUAGUAUAGUAAGAUAAAAAUAUUAUAGUAUGAUAAAAAAAAUAAUUUUAGUAUUAAAAAUGUCCUCGUCAAGUAUGACAGAAAUGUCAUUAAAGACUCUGAUUAAAAAAAAUUAAAUUUGAGCAUUAAAAAUAAUGAUAAUAAUAUCAAAGUACAGUAUCAUUAAAAAUUCUCAUAGUUUACUAUUAUAAAAAUAAUUCAAAAUUUGGGUAUGUUUAAAAAAAGCCAUUGUAUAGUAUGAUUAAACUAUAAUUGUAUAGUAUGAUAAAAAUGAAAUAGUAUAGUUUGGCAAUAACAAAAAAAAGUAUAGUAUGAUAAAGAUUUCAAUUUUAGUAUUUCAAAAAUGUCACUGUAUACUAUGUUAAAAAAUUCAUGGUUUAUUAUGAUAAAAAAUAUCAGUUUACUCUGAUAAAAAUGUAAAAAACUAUUUAAGUAUACCAUGAAAUAAAUGAUACAGUAUAGUAUGACAAAAAUUCAAUUAGUUUGAAAAAAAGUCAUAUCUUAGUAUGAUAAAAAAAAUGAAAAAACAAUACAGUAUAGUAAAAGAUUUUCAAAGUAUAGUAUGAUAAAAUUAUUUUAUGAUUAAAAAUGUCAUACUAUACAAUAAUUCAAAUUUCUGUAUAAAAAAUGUUACAGAUAAUAAUGUAAAAUUUACAUUUUAGCAAAAAAAAUCAUAGUAAAGUAUUAUAAAAAUAUCAGUGUAGUAUGAUAAAUGUCAUAGUAUAGUAUGAAAAAAUAUAUAAACGAAUAUGAUAAAAAAAACUUCUGUUAAAAAAGUUAAGUGUUAUAAAAAUGUCAUAGUAUACUGUAAUAAUUAUUUCAAGUAUUAAGAAUGAAAAAAAAUUCCUAGUAAACUGUUAAAUUUAAAUUUUAGCAAAAAGAAAAUAUAGUAAAGUAUGAUUUAAAAAAGUCAUCGUAAAGUUACGACAAAAAAUGUCAUAAAAAGCUUUGAUAGAAAUUUUUAAAUUUGACUAAGUAAAUAUCAGUAAAUAUAAAUAUAAUAUACUAUAAAAAACUCAAAUGUUAUUACGUUAAUAAAAUGAUAAAAGUCUGUUGUGUAUGGAGUCUAUUUUCUGAUUAUAUUCUGGAGCCUCUAUUGUCUGUAUUGUUUCUGUAUGUGAUAUGUCUGUGUGCGUACGGUUCGAACACUCUGAUCCUUGACUUGUUUUUGCAGGACUGUGCUGUGAUUACAUUGGAGUCUGUUUUUGUUUUGGGGAUUAGGUGUUAAUGAAAGAAAAAUGUGCUUAAUUUUUAAUUUAAAUAUUUUCUAAAAAUAAAUAAAAAUGGACCAAUAUCCACA